CUGGCCGCCAACCCCUUCGCCGCCGUCUUCGCGCACCUGCUCAACCCCGCGCCCGAGCGCGGCGGCGAGGCCGAGCGCACCCCGCUCUCCGGUUUCUUACCUCCCAUAACUCCCUCAGAAAAAUUCUUCCUUUCCCAACUGAUGUUGGCACCACCUAGGGAACUCUUCAAAAAGACUCCUCGUCAGAUUGCCUCACUGGAUGUAGGAAGCAUGGCCCAGUCAGUAGAUAUAAGUGGACUUCAGCUAGCACUAGCAGAGCGUCAAUCUGAGUUGCCAACACAAAGCAAAGCCAGCUUCCCCAGCAUUCUCAGCGAUCCUGACCCAGAUUCCUCAAAUUCUGGGUUUGACAGCUCUGUUGCCUCCCAGAUCACAGAAGCUUUAGUGAGUGGUCCAAAACCACCUAUAGAAAGUCACUUUCGACCAGAAUUUAUCCGGCCACCACCUCCACUCCAUAUUUGUGAGGAUGAACUGGCUUGGCUAAACCCAAUAGAGCCGGAUCAUACAAUUCAGUGGGAUAAGUCGAUGUGUGUUAAAAACAGCACUGGAGUAGAAAUCAAAAGAAUCAUGGCUAAGGCUUUCAAAAGUCCCUUGUCUUCUCCACAGCAAACACAGCUCCUUGGAGAAUUGGAAAAAGACCCGAAGCUAGUUUACCACAUUGGCCUCACUCCUGCAAAGCUGCCUGACCUAGUGGAAAAUAAUCCUUUAGUUGCUAUAGAAAUGUUGCUUAAAUUAAUGCAGUCCAGUCAGAUAACAGAGUAUUUUUCUGUUUUGGUCAACAUGGACAUGUCAUUACAUUCAAUGGAAGUUGUAAAUCGGCUUACUACAGCAGUUGAUCUUCCUCCUGAAUUUAUUCAUCUGUACAUCUCCAAUUGCAUAUCUACCUGUGAACAGAUUAAGGACAAAUACAUGCAGAAUCGCCUGGUACGUCUAGUUUGUGUCUUCCUUCAGUCUUUGAUCCGAAACAAAAUUAUUAAUGUACAGGACUUGUUUAUAGAAGUACAAGCGUUUUGUAUUGAAUUCAGCCGGAUACGGGAAGCAGCUGGCCUUUUCAGGUUGCUGAAGACACUGGAUACUGGGGAAAACCCCUCAGAGACCAAAGCUUCAAAGUAAGACCACUUGCCAGCUGGAUUGUAUUCUGUAUCAGUUUUUUUUUGUAUAGUAACAGAUCACUGGAUUCUUUGGUUUAUUAUACUAUAAAUAGCAUUUUAUGCAUUUAAGCAAAGUAAUAAAUAUUGCCUUUCUGAUA
Alligator sinensis (Chinese alligator) is the source of this 1246-nucleotide messenger RNA. It is a transcript of the gene CNOT11, whose product is annotated as CCR4-NOT transcription complex subunit 11. Gene Ontology annotation, biological process: negative regulation of translation; mRNA catabolic process. The transcript is spliced from 7 exons. The annotation marks the transcript as partial. The record is from RefSeq and is a predicted model, not a curated record. Gene Ontology annotation, cellular component: CCR4-NOT complex. NCBI's taxonomy places the organism in Eukaryota, Metazoa, Chordata, Crocodylia, Alligatoridae.